Scatophagus argus is the source of this 2990-nucleotide messenger RNA. It is a transcript of the gene irf8, whose product is annotated as interferon regulatory factor 8. The transcript has 9 exons. Gene Ontology annotation, cellular component: nucleus. Gene Ontology annotation, biological process: immune system process; regulation of transcription by RNA polymerase II. Bases 173 to 1441 code for a protein of 422 amino acids. NCBI's taxonomy places the organism in Eukaryota, Metazoa, Chordata, Actinopteri, Scatophagidae. The record is from RefSeq and is a predicted model, not a curated record. Gene Ontology annotation, molecular function: DNA-binding transcription factor activity, RNA polymerase II-specific; RNA polymerase II cis-regulatory region sequence-specific DNA binding; protein binding.
AUAACACGGAGAAGUAUAAAUUUCAUGGUUAUGUGUCGGAGAAACGGUGAAUCACUUGACAAAAUCUGACUGUGAGCCAUCUGUCAACAUCUCAGGGUAUCACACACAGGACUAAUAGCUCGACUUUUUAUCAUACGAGUGGACAACCUAUAAACAACUUUUCUCCAUCGAGAUGUCAAACACGGGAGGUCGCAGACUGAAGCAGUGGCUGAUGGAGCAGAUCCAGAGCGCGCAAUACUCCGGACUGCAAUGGGAGGACGAAAGCCGCACUUUGUUCCGAAUCCCAUGGAAACACGCAGGGAAACAGGAUUACAACCAAGAAGUAGACGCAUCGAUUUUCAAGGCCUGGGCUGUGUUUAAAGGCAAGUUUAAGGAAGGAGACAAGGCUGAGCCUGCAACAUGGAAGACCAGACUGCGUUGUGCCCUGAAUAAAAGCCCCGACUUUGAGGAGGUGACAGAAAGGUCACAGCUUGACAUCUCUGAACCCUAUAAAGUCUACCGCAUUGUACCUGAGGAAGAGCAGAAGAAUGGCAAAAGCUCGAUGGUAGCCAUGGUAGCUACCACCAGCUCUGGUGAUAUCACUGACAUGGACUGCAGCCCUGCAGAACUAGAGGAGCUCAUUAAAGAGGAGGAGGGCUGUAGUAUCCAGGCCAGUCCAGAGUAUUGGUCUCAGGGCAGCAUCAAUGCUUUCCCAUUGCAUCAGGACCCUCUGCCAUCAGGCAAUCCCAGCUCAGCUUUCUCUCAGAUGAUGAUAAGCUUCUACUAUGGAGGAAAGCUGAUGCACAGCACAGUGGUUAAUCAUUCAGAGGGCUGCCGGAUCUCCCCAGCACAGCAACUGGGUCGUGGUGCUCUAUACAGUUCAGACAGCAUGCAAAGUGUUUAUUUCCCUCCCGCUGAGCACAUUGAGUACGACCGUCAGCGCCAUGUCACACGCAAGCUCUUGGGACACCUGGAGAGAGGCGUACUGGUCCGUGCCAACCAAGAGGGCAUCUUCAUCAAAAGGCUGUGCCAGAGCCGUGUUUUCUGGAUUGGGCUGGGAGAAGUGGGCUCACAAUACAGCCCCAUGCCUUGCAAGCUUGAGAGGGAUGCUGUAGUCAAGAUUUUUGACACAGGAAGGUUUCUUCAAGCUCUUCAGCUGUACCAGGAGGGUCAGUUUCCUGCUCCUGAUCCGACAGUGACUCUUUGUUUUGGAGAGGAGCUCCAUGAUCUGAACAGUGCCAAGAAUAAAUUGAUCAUUGUGCAGAUCAGUGUGGUGCACUGCCAGCACCUGCUGGAGGCACUGAACAUGCGGCGCUCUCAGCCCUACUGCAAUAACCCAAACCUGGAGAUGCCUGAUAAUCUGACCAGUGACCAGAUGGCCCGCAUCUACCAGGACUUGUGCAGCUACAGCUCCCCCCAGAGGCCAGCGUGCUACAGAGACAACAUGCCCAUUACAGCCUGAACUGUGACCUUCCACAAGCGCCUGUAAAUGUGUACCAGACUGAAUGUACAUCACAUUAGGGAGAGUUUCACAAUUAGUUUUGACUGUCUAAAUCCAUACCGGUCACAGUGCAGACAUAAAGAUAAAGAGGAGCAAAUCUGUUAUCAUUUAAGCUAUAGCUCAGUGAUAAGAUGCCCCUGAUAUUUUGUAUAUCAGUAAUAUUUCUAUUUGCAUAUGUACAGCACUAACACAGACUCUGUCUCACACCUCUGAUUAAUUAUUACAAGAGACAGUUAUCAUCCAGCAGAUCAUUUACAUCUAUUACACACAACUAAAGUGUUUCAAAGCCUUAAGAACAAAUUCACCCUUCAGUCUUAUAUCUUUAAAACAAACAUGACAACAGUUUGAUUUAUGAAAGCAAUUUAGUUCUCAAAACUGAAGUCUAUUUUGACAUGCAUCAUUUUUAUUAUUGUUGUUUCUACAGUGGAGUUGCUACCUUAUGUGCUGGCCUUUUGGAUAAACAAACCAAAUAGAAAUAUUUUGUCAUCUAUUUUUACAUUUUUUUUUACAGUAAAUAAAAAAAUCUAUGUAUGAGUUGAUAAAAUUUACAUGCAAUGUAGCAUUACAUUACAGAUAGGUUUUACUAUCAGACUGUUGUAGCCUACAUGACCUUUGUUUCAACAUUUUUUAUAAACUGCAUUUUGAGUAAAACAUGUUUUUUACUGAACUACAGAUGUGCUCGUUUCAUUGUAAUCAAAUUGUUAUUUCACUUAAUGUUGACUGUUGAGUUAUUAAAGAAAAAAAGGGAAAAAAAGACCAGUACACAACAGUAUGGUGCGCUGUGCUGAUGUGCACAGGUUAGACUCAAAAGUUUCUCCUAAAGAUAAUGAGACCAUGUUUUUUUCUAAUUAAUUACAAAUUGCAUUUGUCUUAAAUUCCUGUCAACUAUUUUCCAAAACUUGCCAUACUAUUUUGGACUAUCCAGGUACCUAUUUCAACCAUUUAAAUUGUUGAAUUAUAUUUAUGAGAUUGGUUCUGCACUGAUCCUGCACAUCCACACAGGCCAAGACAAAAUACUGCAAUUCUGACAACAACAAAACUAAACCAUGAUGUUUGUAGUAGACUACCUACCUCAUGCAAGUCUCUGCAUAUAAAACCAUAUGCAAAGCUGUCAGGUGGGAGCAAAAUGUAAAAACAAGAAAUUCUUCACGGAGUAUGCAACAUUUUUCUGCCUGCCUGUUUCAAUGCUUGAGUGACUGAAUAUCACGCUUGAUGGAUGAAACACUCAAAGCUACAACACAAUGUUUCAAUGCCUGAAUCCUUAUAUCAAAUAGAAAAUUCUUGACACCUUAUGCAUAAUUUCCUAUAAAUGUCCAUAUAAUUUAAUGCAACUCGUUAAGAAUCUCAAGAGAUAUUUAGGAUCUUUAUUCGAGCUUUUGUGGUUUGAACAAUGCUUGGCUGCACAAACUACAAAUGUCUGGGCGGUUAAAGCAAAUUUCACACAAGUCUACUAUCUCUGCAGAAGUGGAACAUUAAAAUAUGAAUUUACAAUGUAAAGUUAUUUGAGACA